Molecule: messenger RNA, 1267 nt
Organism: Leguminivora glycinivorella
Lineage: Eukaryota; Metazoa; Arthropoda; Insecta; Lepidoptera; Tortricidae
Exons: 2
Coding region: 111-1076 (321 amino acids)
Source: RefSeq, a predicted model, not a curated record
CUUUUACCUGGAUUACUACUGAAGGUGAUUGGAACAUAUUUGUCAAGAACAGGGUUAAAGAAAUCCGACAGCAUACAAACGUGGAAGAUUGGCGUCACUUACCAGGCAUAAUGAACCCUGCCGACUUACCAUCUAGAGGCUGCAACGCCAAACAACUGCUGAAAAGCAAAUGGUGGGAGGGACCUGCCUGGCUAAAAGCAAAAGAAAGUGAAUGGCCUAAAUCUCAAUUAAUCGUAGAUGAGCGAGAAGUUAACAAAGAAAGUAAGAAAGUAGUUCUUGUUAACACUACUACAGACUAUAGUACAUUCCUGUCUUCGCUAACCUACUUCUCCAAAUACACUAUGAUAGUGAGGAUGGUAGCAUGGAUAUUGAGAUUUUCGUACAACUGUAAAAAUGCAGAAGAUAAACAGAGUGGUGAACUGACCUGUGAAGAGUUCCAGAGUGCUGAGAAGAGGCUCCUGAAGAUUCUUCAGACCGAAAGGGCAGAAGUAGAUCAAAAAAAGAUGAACAAUUUGAAGAUGUUUAAAGACGAAGAAGGCUUACUGAGGAUUCGCACUAAAUUAGUUCUCAGCGACGAGCCUUCUGACUUUGUCUGUCCGAUUUACUUGCCGGGCAAACAUGUGAUUAUUCAAAGAUUAGCUUUGAUCAAUUCAAGACCUUUAACCUACGUCGCGGACAACUCCGAUAAGCUAAAACCCAUCACUCCCGCGUGCUUCACACAAGGGCUUCCUUCGAGCGAGAUGCCGGACUUAGACCAGCUCGAUCAUGACUCACUCAACAGGCGCCUCAGGUAUCUUCAUAAGUUGAGGGAAGAUCUACGAGAAAGGUUCAGGAACGAGUACAUCGGGAUGCUCAUCCAGAAGGGCAAGGAGAGGGACUCUCAUUUAAGGGUAGGUGAUGUAGUUUUAAUAGAGACAGACUCUAAGCGUAUUAAGUGGCCUUUAGGGAGGAUUGUAGAAACCUUUGCUGGUGCUGACGGUUACAUAAGAGUAGCCAAGGUACGCACUGCUGAUGGAGAGUAUACACGAGCAGUUCAACGUUUGUACCCACUUGAAGUGCCAUCAGACACAAUAUAAGGAAGAGUUUUGGGCCUCUGCCCCAAAAGGUGGGAGAAUGUUACGAACUCUUUUAGUGUUUGUGGUCAAGUUAAAUGUCAAAAUAUUUAAAUUUAUGUUUUCUUAUUGAUUGUUAUGUUCUUCUGUAUGUCACUCUAGGAAUAAAUGGCGAAACGUUUCGCCAUGACCCUUUACCGGCUCAUUAUUUAUUU